CCCCCGGUGGUCCCCAAGCGCACAGAGGUCCCUGAUACCCUCGAAAUGGAGGUUAAUAGACUCGGGGAUCGUCCCCGCAGCACCCGGAGGUCUGGCAGCCACCAGCCCGGGCAGGCAGAGGCGGACGAGUGGGACGGAGGGAGCUCCCUCGCCCGUGUCCGUGCGACCGAAAGCCAGGCCUGCCCAGGUGCGAGCUGCUCACACCUCUCCCGGGCACCAGCUGCCAACCGGGAUGCCGGGAUCCGGAUCGACCCCGGGGGUUCUGCCGGGAGCAGCACCCGCAGGUUGACUAGGUCAGGAGGCCUGAGGGUCUGCUCCUCGAGUGGGGAGCUGUGGGGGAAAAUCAGCCUUUGCAAUGGGGAAAAAUCAGCCUUUGCAAUGGGGAUAGAACAGCCUUUGCAAUGGCAUAUGAUCGGAGCUUGUGCUUCUCACAGUGCUGAAGGAACAUGAUACCACUCUUCAGCCCUAAAUUAUUUUAUAAGUUUCAUAGCAAUUGCUUCACCCUCCCCUGAAAUGCAGCAGCUGUUUGCCACUGCCCAGUAUUUAGGGGCAGGAGGCAAAGGAGGGUCCUGCAAGCAUGUUGUCAAAGGGACUGUGGAGAGGGAAGAUGCAGCAAUCCAUGGUGGGAUUUGGCUGGGGCAGGGGCAGUAACAUCCUGUAGCCCCUCUGAAAAUGCUGCAUCCUUAGUUGGUGGUGGUUUGUUUGCUGGAGAGAUGCUUCAAGCAACAUCAUUGCUUUUGUGGGCUAUUUUGUCCGGUCCAGGGAGGUGAAGCUCUUAGCAGGGACCCCAAAGCCUCUUGCUGCAAUGCACGUGUAAGUGUGAGUGGGAGGACUUAUGUCCCCAUCUUAGAAGUCUCUCACACAACUAUGGACCAAACAUAACCUUCCAGAGCUGAAGAGUCAAGCUGAAAGUGGAACGGCCCCUGUUCAUCACACCCACGCAGCUGGGUGUUCAUCUCGGUGGGGCCACACUGACCAUGCUCAGGAGCUUCUGUCUCCAGCUCAUGUCCUUGAUUUGGAUCCUCUUGGCCCAUCACCAGCUUGUGCAAGGGGAUGACUGCAGUGAGCGCUGCAAUCUCGCCCACGGCUGCUGUGACCAGGAUGGGAAGUGCAGGUGCGAUCCAGGCUGGGAAGGGGAGUACUGCGAGGAGUGCGUGCGCAUGCCGGGCUGUCUUCACGGGACGUGCCACCAGCCUUGGCAGUGCAUCUGUCACUCUGGCUGGGCUGGCAAGUUCUGUGACAAAGACAUACACAUCUGUGAACACCAGUCCCCCUGCCAGAACGGGGCACAGUGCAUCUACGAUCGAGAUGGGGAGUAUUCCUGCCUGUGUCCAGAAGGUUUCCACGGGAAGGACUGUGAGAUGAAGACAGGGCCAUGUGAGAAGGCAGGGUCUCCAUGCAAGAAUGGUGGGCAAUGCCAAGACGAAAAUGGCUUUGCCAGUAACUUCACCUGCCGGUGUCUGGCUGGCUUUGUGGGGGCUCUCUGUGAGCACGACGUGGACGACUGCCUGAUGCGCCCCUGUGCCAACGGGGCCACCUGCCACGACGGCGUCAACCGCUUCUCCUGCCAGUGCCAGGUGGGCUUUGAGGGGCGUUUCUGCACCAUCAACAUCAACGACUGCGCCAGCCAGCCCUGCAAAAACGGGGCAAAGUGCUAUGACCGCAUCAAUGACUAUGACUGCUUGUGUCCUGACCGUUUCACUGGCAAGACCUGUGACAUCUCCGUCCCUGAGCCCACCUGGUCUCCUCCCUACCACCCUGCCAACCAUGAGAAUGCUGGAGGAGUGAAAAGCACCACUAGUGAGACGCCAGGGGUGACGCAGCCAGAGCCCAUCAGGACUGUGGUCACAGGGCGGCGUGUGGCCAACCACAGUGAGAAGGAGCCGGGGGGAGGGUUGUUGAAAAUCUCUGUGAAGGAGGUGGUGACCCAAAGGGACUCAGGGCUGAGUGACGCCCAGCUGGUGACAGUGCUGGUGUUCGGGGUGCUGACAGCAGUGCUGGUCCUCAUCACUGUCCUGCUCAUGCUGAGGAACUGGCAGAGAGGCCGUCAAAGGUCGAACUGGUGCCAAAGCCCUUCUCAGGCUGCAAGAAAGCUCCAAGACCAGGAGUGUCAGGUGGGCAUGCUCAACACCAUCUUGAUUGAGCCAAGGAAGACUACAGAGCUGUGAGCUGCGAGGACUCUGAACCAGGCCCUGGCAGGUCAUCGUGCCGGCAAACUCCUUGAACUGCGCCCUGCGGAGCCACACCGGCACCCACUGGGCAGCGGGGAAGCACUACCAGGGCAGCAAACACAUCAACAAAACCCUGGGUGUUGAGCACUGGUGAGAUGGCCCUGCCCGGGUCUGAGCUGUCUCCUGCCUGGCUGGCUCAGCUGGCACUCAUGGCAUUUGAAGGCAGGGCUGUGUUGGGCCAGCCCUGCAGGGGAGCAGUAGUGCACUGCCUGCAGCAGCCCGUGCCACACAGGCACUGCUAUCAUCUGAUCCAGCUCUCAGAAACAGGACAGGUAGUGCUGAGCAGGGCACAGCCCUCCUGCAAGCCCAAAUACUGCCAGACCCUUUGUAACUCCUCUCUGUGACUACGGGAAGGGGAUUUAUCUUCAUUUCUGCUGGUGUUGGGAUGCUUCUUCUGGGGCCUUUGAUACAGUUGUGGCUGCAUGGGUCUCCCUGCCACAGUACUGUGUGGGGUAGUUCCUGGCUGUUUCUGGAGGCUGUCAUUUCAGAUGCCAUGUCCCUAGGGAGUGAGCAAACACCCUUGCUCCCUGGCCUUGUGGUUCUGUGAGCCAGUUCAAAGAGACUUCAAAAAUCAUUGCAGGUCUCAUGCCCUUCUUCUGCCCUGGCUGAUGCACCCUCCUCUUGCUGUCAGACUUUGGGGUUACAAACGUGUUCCACACUUUGCUCCUGAUAAUCCAGGAGUCUCUCUGACUCACUUACUAAGCCGUCCUUUCUGGUCUGGCCACAAAUGACCAAGAUCCUUUGCCUCUGCAGUGUGCACUUCUGCCUCACUAUUUGCUCUCCUCU
This is a messenger RNA of Melozone crissalis (California towhee), 3017 nucleotides long. It is a transcript of the gene DLK2, whose product is annotated as delta like non-canonical Notch ligand 2. Gene Ontology annotation, cellular component: protein-containing complex; plasma membrane. The record is from RefSeq and is a predicted model, not a curated record. NCBI's taxonomy places the organism in Eukaryota, Metazoa, Chordata, Aves, Passeriformes, Passerellidae. The transcript is spliced from 6 exons. Gene Ontology annotation, molecular function: calcium ion binding. Bases 978 to 2168 code for a protein of 396 amino acids. Gene Ontology annotation, biological process: establishment or maintenance of epithelial cell apical/basal polarity; heterophilic cell-cell adhesion.